UAAGUUAAGAGAUAAUUAUUUCAUGAGGUACUCGCCUAUUUACUUAAAAAAACGUUAUAGAAUAGACGGCGGUAUUAAUUGGAAAAGUAGGGUUUAAUCUUCCAUCAAAUUGAAACCCCGUGCCUCUGUCUCCGCCUUCCUGCAAAUCGCAUCCAGCUGGAAUUAAACUCCGUCUCUUUUAUAUCAACCAAGAGAUAUGUCAGGUGAAGAAGAGGUUGUUGCAGUUGAGCCUGUUGUUGCUGCUGCAAUUCCAGGUGAGCCAAUGGACAUCAUGACUGCCCUGCAGCUGGUGCUUAGAAAGUCUCGUGCUUAUGGUGGUCUUGCACGAGGUCUUCAUGAAGGUGCAAAAGUGAUUGAGAAGCAUGCUGCACAGCUUUGUGUUCUAGCUGAAGAUUGUGACCAACCUGAUUAUGUCAAAUUGGUGAAAGCCCUCUGCGCAGAGCACAAUGUUAGCUUGUUGACAGUUCCAAGUGCAAAGACACUUGGAGAGUGGGCUGGUUUGUGCAAGAUUGAUUCAGAAGGUAAAGCUAGGAAGGUUACCGGAUGCUCUUGUGUGGUUGUCAAGGAUUUUGGGGAGGAACAUGAAGCCUAUAAUGUUGUUUUGCAACAUGUAAAAGCUAACUAAGCUUCAAUAUGCAUUGAUUUGUCAAUUUCAAUUUGAAGUUUUUGUACGACUGUCAUGGAUUUUGCCUUUAUGAAGUAUCUGCUAAGUGAUUUUGAUGGUUUAUGAUGUUUUAUGAUGGUGUGACACUCGAUUCAUCCCAUUGCUGCUCUUACUCAAUUUUGACUACAUGCUCUGA
Medicago truncatula (barrel medic) is the source of this 800-nucleotide messenger RNA. RefSeq names its product 40S ribosomal protein S12-2. The record is from RefSeq and is a predicted model, not a curated record. Bases 197 to 625 code for a protein of 142 amino acids. NCBI's taxonomy places the organism in Eukaryota, Viridiplantae, Streptophyta, Magnoliopsida, Fabales, Fabaceae. Gene Ontology annotation, biological process: translation. Gene Ontology annotation, molecular function: structural constituent of ribosome. The transcript has 5 exons. Gene Ontology annotation, cellular component: ribosome.